Molecule: messenger RNA, 1115 nt
Organism: Meloidogyne enterolobii
Lineage: Eukaryota; Metazoa; Nematoda; Chromadorea; Rhabditida; Meloidogynidae
Source: the annotation of a GenBank genome assembly
AUGUUUCGUCCAAUUAGCACAUCUUCAAUCAACAAAUUUUUAAAAUUUAUACUUUCAAAUUCUACAUUUAAUAGACAAAUUUAUUCAUUUUCUUCUGGCCCCUUUCGUAUUGUGGAAGUUGGGCCUAGAGAUGGGUUGCAAAACGAAAAAAGGAUGGUACUAACAAGCACAAAAAUUGAAUUGAUUAAUCGACUAGUUGAAUGCGGACUUAAAACUGUUGAGGCAACCAGCUUUGUUUUACCAAAAUGGGUUCCACAGUUUGAGGAUUGUAAUGAAGUUAUUAGCGCUUGUAAAAAGAUUCGAGGUGUUUCAUAUCCUGUUCUUGUUCCUAAUUUGGAAGGCCUUACAAAUGCUCUGAAGAAUGGGAAUGUUAAGGAAAUUGCGGUUUUUAUUGCAGCAUCGAAUACUUUUAACAGGAAAAAUUUAAAUUGUUCACUCAAGGAAGGCGAAAAGCGUCUUAAAGAAGUUACAGAAGAGGCGUUGAUUACAGGCUUAAAAGUCCGGGGUUAUAUAAGCACAGUUUUUGGCUGUCCCUAUGAGGGACAUGUGGAUCCUAUUCUGGUUACGAAAAUGACUGAAAAGUUGCUUGAUUAUGGUUGUUAUGAAGUAAGCCUCGGUGAUACAAUCGGCGUUGGAACUGCGGGUAGUGUUGCUAAUCUGUUGGAUGAAUUGUCGUUAGCUUCUAUUCCAUUUUCAAAAAUUGCCGUUCAUUUUCAUGAUACUUAUGGACAAGCUUUAAGCAAUGUUCUUAUUUCUAUUGAGAAAGGUAUCAGAGUUGCAGACAGCAGUAUUGCCGGGCUUGGAGGUUGUCCAUUUGCAAAAGGCGCUACAGGGAAUUUAGCCACAGAAGAUCUUGUUUAUAUGCUUGAAGGAUGUGGAUUCUCCACUGGUGUAAAUUUGGAAAAACUUGUUGAAACUUCCGAUUGGAUAUGCACAGAAAUGGGACGUGAAAAUCAGUCUAGAGUGGCAAAUGCUAUGCUUGGAAAGAAAAAGGACCGUUUAAUGAAACGUUAUGAGGGUGAUUUUUAAUUUUCUUGUAAACUUGAAGAAAUUUUAUUAAUAAAGUUUGGAACUUUCCAAAAAAAUUUUUAUUAAAUCUUUUGGAUGACUUUUGG